Messenger RNA from Gryllus bimaculatus (two-spotted cricket), 4220 nucleotides. The record is from the annotation of a GenBank genome assembly. Lineage: Eukaryota; Metazoa; Arthropoda; Insecta; Orthoptera; Gryllidae.
GCAGCGACGGCGGCGUCGAGCGGCGGCAGCGGGAAGCGCGGCAGCCGACGCGUCGCCUACCAGGACACCAUCACCGAGCUGGCCGAGGGCGCGCCGCAGAAGACGGUGACGGACACGCUGUACCGCAACAAGGAGAGCCUGCAGGCGGCCUUCAGGGUCAUCGACAAGGACCACUCGGGGUACAUCACGGCGGAGGAGUUCGAGGAGGCGCUAACGCUGCUGGGCGAACAGCUGCCGGGCGCCGCCGCCGACCUCUGCCGCUCGCUCGACAUGAACAAGGACGGCGCCGUCGACCUCAACGAGUUCCUCGAGGCCUUCCGCCUGGUGCAGCUGGCGGCCGCCGGCGGCGCCACCGACGCCGACGCCCUCGACGCCGACGACCUGGAGGACGACGCCGCCGACUCGCCGGACGAAUGAGACGCCGCCCCGCCCCCUCGCGGCCGGGUCGCGCGGCUGUGGCGCCGCCUGCGUCGCCGCUGGACGCGGGGGUAGCUUCGAAAUCCACCUCUUGGGCAGUGUCCUGCCAGAGGCUCGUGGUCACGUGGUCCUUCACGAUGCUCUGAGGUCAAUGAAUCAUCAUUGGGUUCCAUGCUACGCAUUGUGCGUGUCGGUUCGUCGGCGCUGGACUCAGGGGUAAUUUUCCCGUCUCGAGAACAUCUCGUCCACGUCGUGAGUAGCCUCCCGUCAGAGGCUUUGUUUACGAGACAGUGCCUGAGGGUGAGUACACAUGGUUCGCCUCAUCAUUCGAUUAGGUGCUCCUGAAUUUUAUGUCUCAGUCUAUUGUGUCGUCGGCGCUGGACUCAGGGGUAGCUUUGAAAUUCACGUCCUGGUUAGUGUCCUACCAGAGGCUUCAUUUUCGAUACAAACCUCGGGCAUCAAUGCAUGAGGUUCGCAUCAUCUUUGGAUUGCCUACGCCUGUGCCAUACGUGUCGGUCUGUGGUUUCGUUGCCGCUUAACGUGUUGGCAACUUUAAUAACCCAUGUCUCGAGCGAUCUCCCGUCCGAGACUUGGCUUGGACAACACCCGGGAUUAAUAUUCUCGAUUCCUUCAUUAUCUGAUAGCUGGCACCCAGUUCCAACUCACAGGAACCACGUAACUGUCUCUGAUUUCGUCAUCAUUUGGCUGUUGAGUUGCUUUAAUUUAUCCACCUCAAGAGCAUUUUCCUGUUGAUAGCAAACUGCACACAACAUUUGGAGGUUGGGACAAAUAAUUGGUUUUCUUAUCAACCCCGCACGGCAACGCCUCACCAUGUAGAGAUUCCACUUAUUUGACAAUUAUUUCUUAACAAUUCUACUCGUACACAGGAGAAAAGACGCUGUAUUGUAAACAAUGCUACAUAACAGAGACAGAGAGGUUUAGUGAAGAAAUGGUUUUAUAACGCUUCUUUUGACAUUAUCGAUGGCUGGUUUGAAAUUCACACUAAAACGAGCAUCUCGAUUUUGUGUAGUUCUCUAAUUUAUUUCUGAAUCUUGAUACGUUCUUCUUGUGCGACGUCUCAGCAGAUAAGUUGAUUUUUCUCUUCCAAUGUUUUUUUUGUUAGAGUGGACUGUUAUAAAGAUAUAACGAACUGGUUUUUGGAAGAGAUUACUGCCUUGUGUCUAUUUAUACUUUUUGUAGAUUUAUGUAAAUGAGUAUAUUGGUGUAUUUGGCUAAUUACAAAUAAUUUGGUGAACAAAGAAGUUGUAGACUUGUCAACUGUGGACGUUUCCUAUCGGAAGUAAGAAACAAGAUAUGAUAACUAUGUCCUCUUCACAUAUGUGCUUCAGUGUGGUGAGUUUAUUUUGACAGCGCAUCUCGUCUGUUGUGGUUUAAUUAUGUGGUCUUGUUUCUCUCUCCGUAUUUUCUCUUUUCCAUUGAAAAACUUGAAACAACCUAUGGAAGAGAAUAAUAUGGGAAAAUAAUGUCAUAAGUUGUGGAAGACCUUUAUCAUAUUUUUUGGUCUGCAAUUGGUUGUAAAGGUUCUAAUAUUUUGAAUUUGAAAUGGUAGUUACCAAAAAGACAAGGGAUUCUUACUGUUGGAAUAAACUGUUAUUUCUUCCGUCGUCUACCGAAAGUAAAGUUUUCUUCCUUUGCCUGUCACCGCUCGUUACACAUGUGUAUGUGUUAAGACGUGUGAAAAAAUCCAUUUGAUCCCGACAGCUCAGGUAGCUGAAAGAGCAUCAUGACACAUCAUUUAAUAGGAUAAUUUAAUUCCAAGAAACAAGACUUUUCGAAUGUUUUCUUUUUGUAUAUUUCAACACCUAUUUAAUUUUGAAAAGUUCAUUGGAUCAAUUGUAAAGGUAUAUAUAAUGAGCUGGAAAACAAAUUUGCUUUUCUCUUCUUCGCGAAUUUUUAAAAAAUGUUGUAUUCAUCCACAACUACAUGUGUGUGCGUGUCAUGUAUGUGCGUAUAUCCUGUAUGGGGGGGAACGGUGCCUGUAUAUCGGUGUGUUUGGUAUGUAUGUGUGAUGGAUGUGUCUUUUUGAAGUUAUUAAGGGACUUCACUUUCUGCUAAAAGGGGAAAUAUAUUCUCGUGUUCAUCGAGAUAUUUCUUUAAUUGAAAAUUUGUAAGAGAGGAAACAUUUUGCAUUUAUUUUCUCGAAACACACACUUUCUAAACAAAUUUACAAUUCUCCCGCUUUUCAUAUGUCUUGUAUAAUGGAAUUUUUAUGAUAAUAUCGGUAAGCUGUAAUUUCAUUACAACAGAAAAUGCUGCCUCACAUGUUUUUUUCAAUAAAUAGAAUUGUAAAUGAGAAAAACAUGUCACCAGAGAGACAUCAGCUUUUUCUUGUGCAAGAUUGUCAUUAUUGGAAUUACCAUGCUACUUAUACGUGAUGUGAGGAAAAACUCAGCACUGAGUAUUUGUAUCAAAAGUAAUUUCAUCGUAAAACAAAUUCUGUAUUAGUCAAAACACUCUUUUAAAGAAGAAGAUUAAGAAGAAGAAUAUUGAAUAAUAGUAUUUUCUCGAAAAAUUGUUUUGACAAAACUACUUUGUAUGUAUCCGCUAUUAUGAAACAUGAACAUUACUGAACCCGAUUACGAUCAUUAAUUUUUGAUAGUGAACGAUGCGUGUUUCUUGUUAAUGAAUUCUUGAGACGUGUCGCUUAAACAUCCUGCAGCAUUUUCCUUGUGUGAUACUUCGGAAAGUAAUAGCUAUUACGCAUUUGCCCUAACAAUGCGAGUGAUGUCUGAUGACCAGACAAAUGUUAUGAGUUUCCAUGAAAUUAUUAACAUUUUCAAACGAACACAAUCAACUAAUAGUCGUAAAGUUUUCGUGAAAGUGUAUCUGAAAAGAAAUCCUGAAAUGUAUCAUUUUUCUCUAAAUCAAUAUUUACAAUUCAACAUAUACUCAACUCACCACAAAUGUAUCUCCUCUUUGCACCUGUGUUUAUCAACACAGACCCGUGUGCACUCUAUGUAACCGUUCCGAUCCUCAGAUCAAGAGACUUUACAUUUCUCACCAUUGACUGUGCUUUCUCCUCUUCUCUAAAUCGGUAUGUAGCUUGUAAAUCCUGUACCUUUUAGACAUUUGGUUGUAUUGUUCACUGAGCGUUUGGAUACUUCCUUGCUAAUUCAAACAACAAAAAAUUGGAGAAAAGGCUGACUAAAAUGAUUGGUUAUGGUAAGGUGUGCACAGAUGUAUGUGUGUUGGUUUCGUGGGUCCAAUAUUUUUCAAUUUUGGUGAUGUACAUAAGAAUCUGUAAUUGACCAGAGCCAAAAUCGUGAAACUAUUUUUUUCUAAAUUUUGUCAUUCACCAUUUAAUUUAUUAAUCUUCAUAUUGUCGAACGCUACUCAGUCAUAUAAUUAUUAAAGCAUAUCAUAUAUUUUUAUUGAUCAUUAGAUGUACUUAUUUAAAUUGGGAUAAAUAUAGUUUUUUGUAGUUACUGUAACAUUAAGGAUUUAUUAAAUAAUUUUGUAGCUUUGAAAUCAAUCAAGUUAUGUUAAAAUUCUUCCAAAUUAAGUAUUUACCGAGUUAAAAAUAUUGAACUAAUGCACUAGAAUGUUGUUUUUUUUGUACUUGCCACACAUAUUGGUAAAGUCUUGAAAGUGUCUAAAUAUCCGUUUUUCGAAAUUAAAGAUUUAGUUGUAAAACAAAUAUUUUAGGAGUUCUACGCGUUUGUAUUAAUUUUUAUGACUAAAUUUUGAAUGUAGAGUCACAAUGGUGUAGUAUCACAGUCAUGAACUAGAACAACGAAGAAUGACCAGUCAGUUUUCACCUGACUGUACGCUCCGAAUCUUCG